AUGAUUGCUACAUUCCCAAAAGCUCCACACCCAGAUGUUCAUAUGGAAGAUAACAUAUGGGCUAUGCUACCUGAAGACUUACUGAAUGAAAUACUAGCUAGGGUUCCACCUUUCAUGAUCUUCCGACUCCGUUCCGUUUGCAAACGUUGGAAUUCAAUCUUACAAGACAACAGUUUUCUCAAAUUCCAUUCCCAAGUUCCCUCCCAUGGCCCUUGCCUCCUCACAUUCUGGAAAAAUUCACAAACACCACAAUGCUCUGUUUUCAGCUUGCCAUUGAAACAAUGGUCUCGAUGGCUUAACUUUCAGAACAUUAAUCUAAAGAAACGCUCUUUCAAAGUCAUAGCGGCUAGUGAUAUCUAUGGUGACAGAUCACUCCCAACUGAAGUAUACGAUUCAAAGGCAGACAGUUGGUCGCUUCACCAAACCAUGCCAGCUGUCAAUCUUUGUUCAUCAAAGAUGGCAUUUUGUGACUCGAGGUUAUAUUUGGAAACAAUUUCACCUCUUGGGUUGAUGAUGUAUCAGUUGGAUGCGGGGUAUUGGGAACAUAUUCCAGCAAGGUUUCCAAGAUCUUUAUUGGAUGGGUAUUUGGUUGCGGGGACACAGAAGCGUUUGUUUUUGGUUGGAAGAAUCGGUCUUUAUAGUACUCUUCAGAGCAUGAGAAUUUGGGAAUUGGAUCAUGCAAAAGUGAUUUGGAUUGAAAUAAGCAGAAUGCCACCAAGAUACUUUAGAGCUCUGUUGAGGUUAUCAGCAGAAAGAUUUGAGUGUUUUGGACAGGAUAAUCUCAUCUGUUUUACAUCGUGGAAUCAAGGGAAAGGUUUGCUGUUUGAUGUUGAUAAAAAGGUAUGGUCUUGGAUUGCUGGAUGUGCUCUACAGUCAUAUAACAGUCAAGUCUGUUUCUAUGAGCCGCGAUUUGAUGCUUCAAUCUACUGA
Messenger RNA from Lactuca saligna, 930 nucleotides. The record is from the annotation of a GenBank genome assembly. Lineage: Eukaryota; Viridiplantae; Streptophyta; Magnoliopsida; Asterales; Asteraceae.